This is a messenger RNA of Cuculus canorus (common cuckoo), 7732 nucleotides long. It is a transcript of the gene FYCO1, whose product is annotated as FYVE and coiled-coil domain autophagy adaptor 1. Gene Ontology annotation, biological process: plus-end-directed vesicle transport along microtubule; positive regulation of autophagosome maturation. The record is from RefSeq and is a predicted model, not a curated record. The transcript is spliced from 18 exons. Lineage: Eukaryota; Metazoa; Chordata; Aves; Cuculiformes; Cuculidae. Bases 392 to 5029 code for a protein of 1545 amino acids. Gene Ontology annotation, cellular component: autophagosome; lysosome; late endosome. Gene Ontology annotation, molecular function: metal ion binding.
UUGCCGCGGUCCUAAUCCCGCUGGCCCUUGUGUCGGCAAAUCUGCGGCGGGCGGACAGGGAGAGUUUUGCUGGCACACUGGGUCUGUCUCCAGAGCAGAUGCUGGGUGGGCAGCCAGCCCUCCUCCGGCUUACAUUGAUCCUGGUAAUCCAGAGCAAGUAAGGAAAGCAAACAAACAAACAAAAAGAAAGCGAGGCUUUUGUGAAAUGGUCGUCCAACGCCAUUGGGGUCUGGAUUCUCCUUGGGCAGAGGUCCUGCGGUGAAUUGCAGUUGUCACAGAGAAGAAUAAUCUCCGUCAGCCCAAUGGUUAUCAAGAAUAUGAACUCUGCUGAUUUUAUCUAGAUGGAUGAAAAGCUUACCAGUCCAGAAGGGGAGCACCUUCAGUUUUCAGUAUGGCAGCAACUAGUGGUGAAAGUCAGCUCCAGCGGAUUAUCAGGGACUUACAAGAUGCUGUGACCGAAUUAAGUAAAGAAUUUAAAGAAGGUGGGGAGCCAAUCACAGAUGACAGUGUCAACUUGCAAAAAUUCUCCUACAAGCUUGAGUACCUUCUACAGUUUGACCAGAAAGAAAAAAGCACAUUGCUGGGGAACAGAAAAGACUACUGGGAUUAUUUCUGUGACUGUCUGGCAAAAGUUAAAGGAGCUAAUGAUGGAAUCCGCUUUGUCAAGUCUAUUACAGAACUACGAACAUCUCUUGGGAAAGGAAGAGCAUUUCUUCGUUACUCUCUGGUUCACCAAAGGCUAGCAGACACCUUACAGCAAUGUUUUAUGAACACCAGGGUGACCAGUGACUGGUACUAUGCAAGAAGUCCAUUUCUGAAUUCCAAAAUGAGUUCUGACAUAGUGGGUCAACUCUAUGAGCUCACUGACGUUCAGUUUGACUUGGCGUCAAGAGGCUACGAUUUAGAUGCUGCUUGGCCAGCAUUUGCCAGGAGGACACUAUCCUCACUUGGAUCUUCAGCGUAUUUAUGGAAGCCCCCAAGUCGCAGUUCCAGCAUGAGCAGUUUAGUGAGCAGUUAUUUGCAGGCCCAAGAGUUUCCCUCCAGCCCUGAUGCAAAUAACUCCCUAAAUGCUGAACACCUUGAGGGCUUUGAAGAGAUGCGUGUAGAACUUGACCAGGCUGAGCUGAGGCAGAGGGAACUUCAAGAUCGUAUUCAUCAGCUAGAAAUGGAAAACCAGGAGCUCCAGGCAACUGUCAGCCAUCAGAAAGAACAAGUACAGGUAGAAAAGGAGAAGAGCAGUAACUACAGUGAGGAGAACUCCCGGCUGACAAAGAUGAUCACAGAGUUGCAGAAGCAGUGUGAGGUCUCACAUGCCACUCAGAGCACUGUUCAUGACCUGCAUAAGUGCCUGCAGACACUGGAACUGAAUGCAGUGGAGCAACAGAAGGAAUAUUCAACAAAGCUGGAUGAACUGGUCAUCAGCAAGGAAGACUGUGCCUCAAAAAUGCAGGUGUUGAAUCAGGAGCUGGAAGCCUCUAGGGCUUUGAUUGCUAUGAAGGAUCUUUGCAUCAAUGAGCUCAAAGCCAAGCUGAGUUCCACUCAGCAGGAGAACCUCAACCUCUUUGCAAAAGUUGAUGCUGCCUUGGAGGAAAAGGGACAGCAAGCCACAGCCCACUGUGACUCUGCCCUGCGGAUACAGACACUGUUAGAGAAGCUUCAGGAGACAGAAAAGGAAAAGGCAAGUAUGCAAAGGCUCAGUGAUGAACAUGCAUCUCAGCUGAAAGUAGCAAGGGAGGAGCUACAGUUGAAAGAAGAGGCACAGAAGGAACUGGAAUCCAGAUACGAUCGCCUUGCUGCUGACUCCAAAGAAGAGAGUGAAAAGCUGCUUGGGAGCCUGGAAACCAUGGCAAAGGAAAUGGAUGCACUUCAGAAGGCCCUGACCCUGAAAGAAAAGGAGAUAGCUGAGCUCCAGACCCAGGUAAUGGGGUCGCUGGCUCAGGUGGGGUCACUGGAAAAAAGUCUUGAGGAAGCAAGGAAAGAAAAAGAGAAACUUGAGGAGGAGUAUGGUAGGAGGGAAGGAGCACUGAAACAGGAAGCCCAGUCACAAGCAGAGCAACUUGAACUGCAGGAGGGUCGAUUAACAAAGGUGAGUCAGACUGUGUAUAGCCUUGAGGAGCAAAAUCAGAAACUCUUGUCUGAGAAGGAGCAUUUCAACCAGAAAGUCAAGGAGCUGGAGGAGCAGAUGGAGCAGCAAAACUCUUCAGUGAGUGAAAUGGAAGAGGAAAGCAGGAAGCUGAAAGUGGAAAAUUCAAAUUUGCGGCAGUCCAUGAAGAAGGUGGAAGAGAAGCUGAAAAAUGUGGAAGCUUCUAAAGCUUCCCUGGAAGCCGAGGUGGUCAGGUUGAGAGCCUCUGAGAAGCAGCUUCAGAGUGAGAUAGAUGAUGCCCUGGUGUCAGUUGAUGAAAAAGAGAAGAAGCUCCGGAAUGAGAACAAACAGCUGGAUGAAGAUUUGCAGAAUGCCAGGAGGCAAACCCAGUUGCUGGAGGAGAGAUUAGAGGCUCUGCACUCAGACUAUGAGGAACUAAAGCAAAGAGAAGAGACCACCAACACGUCUUAUGCCUCACUGGAAGGACAGCUGAAGAGUGCCAAACAGCAUAGUUUACAAAUGGAAAAAAGUUUAGGCACUUUGAAGGAAAGCAAAGAGUGUCUCCAGUCACAGCUCACGGAGAAAGAAGUGGAACUGCAAGGCAUGGUGAACCAGUGUGAGCAGCUAAGAGCUGAAGCGGAAAGACAUAGGAAGAAAGCAGAGACUCUUGAGAUGGAAAAGCUGAGUGUUGAACAGACAUGCAUUCAUCAGACAAAGCUUAUUGAAUCCCUUAAAUCAGAAAAAGAUUCAGUGGAAAAACACCAGUUACAGCAGGAAGCUUCUCUGGAGAAGGAGGCAAAAGAGCUGGCCUCCAGACUGACCAUGAGUGAAGAGCAGUUGGAGGUCAACCGAGGUGAAGUGUCUAGGUUGCAAGCAGAAGUCUUUGACUUGAGAGUCAAGCUUCAGCAGACCACUGAUGAGAGAGAACAGAUAAGAGGUGAGCUGGGAAUGACAGAGACUGUCCUGGGAGAGCAGAAGGCACUCGUCCAGCAGCUGAAAGAGCAAAACGAGUCACUCAACAGAAACCAUGUGCAGGAACUGGUACAAUGUAAAGAAAGAGAAGAAGUGCUGAAAAAAAAGCAGGAGACGGCAGCUCGUGAAAAAGCUGAGCUGGAAAAUAAUUUACUGAACCUGAAGGAAGAGCUAUCCAAGGCUAAGCAGUUGCUAGAAGUUGCUGGAAUGGAAAACGAAGAAAACAAAGAUCUCCUCCACAGGACCAAUACGGAUAUGGCUGAACUUGGUAUUCAGAUUUGUGCUUUGACCUCUGAAAAGGUGGAUGCAGAAGAGCAGUUAGCCCAGGCCACAGAAAGGCUCAAAGAACUGGAAGGACAGGCAGCAAAGCAACAGGAGAAGCUGAACCUUGAUAUCACUAAUCUCAGACAGGAGAACAAGAGCCUGCAAGAGAAAUUAGAGGAGGCUCAAAUAUGUGCCGCAGCUGUCCCAAGUCUGCAAUUGCAGCUGGAGACAGUAAAGAAACAGGCACAGAGUUUCCAAGACACCAGCCAAGAAGAGCUCUCUGCAAUAAAAUUUCAAAUGAGCACAGAAAUUCUAAAUUAUCAGACAAAAUUCAAGGCUGCCAGUGAAGAGUGUGGGAGAGUAAGAAACCAACUCGAGGAGCAGAAACGACAGCAGCGUGCUGCAGAGGAGGAGAUUGCAGAGUUACAAGCUGCAAACACAAGUUUGUCUAGAAAGCUGGAUGAAGCACAAGAGCAGCUCUCUGAAUCAGAAACUGCUCGGCUGCAGAAGGAAGAGGAGCUGACAUCUCUGAGAGAACUCCUGGAAAGUACCCAAAAAGAAGCUGAUGAAGCAAAAGCGAAAGUCCUGGACUACAGCGAGAAGCUCAGCAAGGUGGUAGCAGACAAAGACAGCAGUGACCAGAAGUUAUUUGCUGAACUGGAUGACCUGACGAGAACAAAACAGUUCCUUGAAGAACGAUUGAUAGAACUUAUCAGAGAUAAGGAUGCUCUGUGGCAAAAAUCAGAUGCUCUGGAGUUCCAGCAGAAGCUUAGUGCAGAGCAAAAGUGGCAGGGGGACACAGAGGUUAAUCAUUGUCUGGAUUGCCAGAAGGAGUUCUCAUGGAUGGUGCGCCGACAUCACUGCAGAAUGUGUGGUCGGAUUUUCUGCUACUACUGCUGCAACAACUACAUGGUGACAAAGCCUGGUGGAAAAAAGGAGCGUUGCUGCAGAGCUUGCUUUAAUAAGCCUCGAGUCAUUGUGGACAGUACAGAUGACUCUGGAUCCAGUGCCAACCCGGAAGGGUCACCAGCAUCACUGGAAUCACCCGUGUCACCAUCUGAGAGGGCUUUUGUUACAAGUGAAGCCUCUAAACCACCAGAUGAUGCAGCAUUUGAUAUAAUCACUGAUGAAGAGCUGUGCCAAGUACAGGAAUCGGACUCUCUCCACAACGAAAGUCAGAUGGAGGAAGACUCUCUGGAUCAAAGCGUGACGGAUCUAAACAGCAUGUGUAAUUCUUCAACCUUUGACGAAUCAGAAGAGUGGCAAGUUGCUCAAGAUGCUGAGAUAUGCUUGUUGAAGUCAGGAGAAAUCAUGGUCAAAUUACCCCUUACAGUGGAAGAGAUCUUAAAUUUUGGGGAAAGCAACAGAGAGCUGUUCAUUAAAUCCAGUACUUACAGUAUCAUUCCCAUCACCGUUAGAGAGAUGGGGCUAACCAUUAGCUGGAUCUUUUCAUCUGAUCCUAAAAGCAUAUCUUUCAGCGUUGUCUACCAAGAAUCAGAAGACACACCACUGGAUCAGUGCAAGGUUCUUAUUCCUAUGACCCGCUGCAAUUCUCAUAACGAAACUAUCAGAGGACAGGUGAAGGUCAGAAACUCUGGAAUCUAUACGCUGAUAUUUGACAACACAUUCUCUAGGUUUAUCUCAAAAAGAGUGUUUUAUCACUUGGCUAUCGAGCGACCUGUCAUCUAUGAUGGAAGUGAUUUUCCAUAGCCUUGACUAUACUGUGUUAUUUUUAAUUAAUUUUUUAAGAGACACUAUUAUUUAUGUGUAUGUAAUCAUUAUGAUUACCACUGUUUGAAGACUUUGAAACUAUGCAAUAGUUAUAAAACACUUAGAGAACGUGUAUACACUAAAGAAACAGAAGCCUUUUUAGGAACACUAAUGGUUCUGUACUGUGUACAGGUUGCUGAAAGCCAUGUUGUUUGAUUUAACAGGUCAAUAAUAAUUACAGGUUUUUUCAGUGGGAAGAAAAAUAAGUGUGAGGGUGUCUAAAUGCAAACUGAAAUUCUCUAUUGAAAAUUGAAUUACUUUUCUUCUAAAAAUACCCUUCAAAAGGAAAUCUAAAGAAAAAUAUGUAUUUUUGUUGAUCUCUUCACUGAGGAGUAAACGUAACCAUCGCUGUUCUGCUCUACUACUCUUACAGUCAGAACGACAACUAUGCAAUACUUCCAUCUUCAAAGGCAUAUAUUGUAAUCCAUCUAGAAUUUUUUAUCUUUUGCAAGUUUUAUAAGCAGCAAACAUAGGGUUUUUUUACGUUUUGGGUUAAGAUUUGGUAACUGGCUUUUACAGAUGCUUUGAUACUGAAUACCAGUUACAAAUCAAUACAACACAAAACAACUCCUUACACUUUUGCUCACCAUACUCCGUAAGUUGGUCCACUGAAAUCAGCUCUUAAGAUGAGUACCAGUGACAGGAUUAGGAGUAUCAUAUGUAGAAUAAAGUACUACUCACUGUGUGAUAUCAGGAAGAGGAACAUUCCUUUUUCCUGCUUUAGCACCUUAGUCGUCAGCAUUCACAGAAAAGCACAGUUUCUGGGAGGGUCAUCAGUGUCUCUCUCUCUCUAGACCACAUGGAAGGUAGCAAUAAUGUUUGAUUCGGUCUCAAAAAGUCCAUCCAAAACCAGAUGCAUAUCCAGCCCUGAUGAGCUCUCCACCUGGUGUUAGUGUAUUCAAUCCUUUUCCUAACCGUUUCAGUUGCCCUAGACAACUGCUAACUUCCCAUCUCUGAUUUGGGGACGGCACUGGCUGUAAACACUGUCUUUUUAGGGAAGACUGGGAUCUCUUUUAUGCAAAAUUUCCAUGCGAACCAUCUGCUCUCUAUAUAGGAUAUCAGGUUUUUGUCAAAAUAACUGAAAGCGGAUUUUUUUCUGUUUAAAAAUCCUGUCUUCUGACAGAAAGGCAAAACACUUGGCAGGAGAAAGGAGAAAAGCUCUUUCUCCCAACCAGCCCUCCUCAUCAUUUCAGGUGUGUCUGGUUUCUCAUAUUAUUGUUCUCCCAAGGAAACCUCAGGCCUGGCAGGCUUUAGGCACAGCUGUUGCUGGUGUAUGGGGGUCGUGGUGGGAAGCAAAAAUAAAACAUAAGGGGCAAAAAGGGCAAGCACAAGGCGAAGCAAGUGAUUUAGGAAAGUGGAAAGGGGCAAACUGGUAAGCAGGGAAUUGGAGGGAACAGCUCGACUAGGGAAGGAAGUCAGGAAAUCCGGCUGAUGGUUGUGUGUUGCUGGUCCAAUCCGUUAUCCAUAGGGAUCUCCUACGCCAAAAGGCUGGUUGUUUAAAACAUGGAGAUCACAAGACAAGGGUUAGAUGUUUACAUAGUAGCAGCUGAGGUGGAGGAAAUUCCAGAUCACAAGAAAGAAAAGAAUACCGCAGAUAAAUCUAAAUGUUGCUAAUCAUUCAUUCUGGUUGUUAACAAUGUAUGAAAGCAGUCCUCUUGGAAAAUAUUGUGGAAGAAUGACUGCUUUUCAUGGAGCACCUAGAUUUUAGGUGUCUACUCAUCCAGCUUAUCAACAGCUUUCCCAUCCUUUCAGAUGCCUCUUCCCAGUAUUGGUGGUGUGCUCUCCAGCCUCUGCCUGGCAGAGGGAUCAGGGGGAGCAGGAGCUGCUUUACGCCCCUUCCUGAGGGAAGAGGCUGCAAUGAAGUUAAACCCUUACCUGGCUGUGUGCAUGAAAAUGAGGUGGACAAGAGACUGAAGUUGGCAAUAAUUGGCAACAGUUCAUGAAUUAUGGCCUAUUUCAGUGUUGAAGCUAUUUUUUAUAUUUAAUUAGGUAAGAAGAGAUUAUUUAUUGCUUAAAUAUGGAGUACUGUGUACGAUAUGCUAUGCAGUUUCACUGGGCUGUUACUGAAGUCCGCUGCAGUUUUCCUUUAAGCUUUUAGGUGUGGUUUUAAAAAGCAUUUUGCUGUUGUUUUAGAAUACUAAUCUUACUAGGAUAUCUUUCUUAAAAUGCCAAAUGUAAGGGUAAAGGGACACUGUCAAGUAUCUUAGGCUAAAAUAUGACAACUCUGCUCAGAAGUAUUUGAAAUAUCUCUGUUAAGAAUUAUUUGACCGACUUGCCUGUGGAUUUCCUCUCUGCAUCCCAGUUCUUAGCAUUCUUUCAUCCUGUGGCAAAUAUUUUUGAGCCACUGUUCAUGUAACUCCUAAAGUAUUUGGCUCCGUCCCAUAAGCCAGCUGUCACCCUGCACAUCUUUCAAGUAGGCAGUCCUGAAGCUGGCUGCAGCGUAUGUUUGGGAGGAGAGGGAAAAAACACUGGAUUGUUUUUGUUUAGCAUUUGAGUCUUUAUGGUACCUUUUCUUCAGAUUCUCCUGCCCUAUGAGAAUAGUUGUAUGGCUCUUUUGCUCUCUGAAAGAGGACUAAUAGCGGGAGCCAGAACCUGUAAUUUAAAGACAAAAAAAAAAGAGGUUUGCUUCUAUCCAAGAAGAGC